Daucus carota subsp. sativus is the source of this 3418-nucleotide messenger RNA. RefSeq names its product probable LRR receptor-like serine/threonine-protein kinase At1g12460. Gene Ontology annotation, biological process: protein phosphorylation. Lineage: Eukaryota; Viridiplantae; Streptophyta; Magnoliopsida; Apiales; Apiaceae. The transcript has 2 exons. The record is from RefSeq and is a predicted model, not a curated record. Gene Ontology annotation, molecular function: protein kinase activity; ATP binding; protein binding. The coding region runs from base 487 to 3126 and encodes 879 amino acids.
UAAAUUAACAUUUGUUCGGAAACCGGACUCUUUAUGAAUUUUUAAGUGAGGUUAUUGAAUUAACAGCCUUUCAGACAUAGAUCCGAAAAUGUCACCCACGGUCCACGGAGGCUUUUGUAAUAAAAUUUCACCAACCCUCCAGCUGCCACUCUCUCCUCUCUCUUUUCCACCCAAGCAAGGGCACCUCUCUCCUUCACUACUUCUUCUCUUAACAUUUAAUUCUUGGGUCUCUUCUCAAUUCACAUCCCCAAACACACCUUUAUUAGAUACAUUCACUUCAUUUGUAAACCCCAGCUCAAUUCUUUCUCCAAGAUCACUUCUUUUCACACUUUCUUCACUACCCAUCUCAAAAAAUUCAAUCUUUUCACUACCCAUCUCAAAAGAUUCAAUCUUUUUUGCUAAACAAUGGCUGCAUUGAUGUUAUCAGUUAUAAGUAGAUAUAACUGUAUUUUUUUAGUAUAAUUUUUUGAGGGUUUAUAAUGUGUAAUGCUGAAUGUGGGCAUGAAAAUAUCUGUCAAGUACUUUCUUUGUGUUAUUAGCUUGCUUGUAUUUUAUUUUGGUGUAGUUUCUUGUGUUAGUGAAAAGGAGAUCUUGCUGCAAUUCAAGGGUAACAUUUCUAGUGACCCUUUUGAUAGUUUAGGUUCUUGGGAUUCUAGUAAAAGUCCUUGUCAAGAUUUUAAAGGUGUUUAUUGUAAUAGUGAUGGGAAUGUGUAUAGAAUUGUUCUUUGGAAUACUAGUUUAGGUGGAAUCUUGUCGCCGGCCUUGUCUGGUUUGAAGUCUUUAAGGAUUCUUUCAUUUUUUGGAAAUAGAUUUACGGGUAAUAUUCCAUUUGAGUAUGGUGAGAUUGAUACAUUGUGGAAGAUUAAUGUUAGUUCAAAUGCAUUGUCUGGUUUGAUUCCAGAAUUUCUUGGUGAUUUGCCGAAUAUUAGAUUUCUUGAUUUGUCGAAUAAUGGAUAUAAUGGGGAAAUUCCUUCAGCUUUAUUCAAGAAUUGUAAUAAAACAAAGUUCAUUUCUUUUUCUAGAAACAGUCUUUCUGGUUCGAUUCCUUUAUCUGUUGGAAGUUGUUUAAGUCUUCUUGGAUUUGAUGUAUCAUACAAUAGACUAAGUGGCGGUUUACCUUCACAAAUUUGUGACAUUCCUGGGUUAAUGUCCCUAUCUUUGAGUAACAAUGGGCUUGUGGGAAGUGUUCAAGAUCAAAUUUUAAAGUGUAGAAGUUUGGAGUUUUUGGAUCUUGGUACCAAUAAGUUUGCUGGGUCAGCCCCUUUUAAUGUUCUUCAAUUCAGCAAUCUUACUUAUUUCAAUAUUUCAUACAAUGACUUUUGGGGACAGAUUCCGGAGAUAGAAUCUUGCAGUCAAAGAUUAGAGAUUUUUGCUGCCUCGGGAAAUGCUUUUACAGGGCAGAUACCAGGGAGUAUCAGCAAAUGCAGUGGCCUAAAGGUUAUUGAUUUAGGAUUCAACACACUGAGUGGAAGUAUUCCACCUGAUAUUGCCAAUUUGCAGAGACUUUCGGUUGUACGAUUGGGUAACAACUCCUUAACUGGGACAAUACCUGCAGAGUUUGGAAAUAUCCAACUUCUUCAAGUUCUGGACUUGCACAAUCUCAACCUUGAUGGUGAAAUUCCAGAUGAGUUGUGCAAUUGCAGGUUUCUUCUAGAGCUGGAUGUGUCUGGCAAUGCAUUUGAGGGUGAAAUUCCAAGCAACCUAUAUAAUAUGUCAUACCUUGUCAACCUUGAUCUGCACAACAACCAGCUAAAUGGAAGCAUACCAACAACCCUCGGAAAUUUGUCGAAUCUGCAGCUUUUGGAUCUAUCAGAAAAUUUGUUAUCUGGGUCGAUCCCAUUGUCUUUGGGAAAUCUGUUAGAGUUGGCUUAUUUUAAUCUCUCCUACAACAGCCUUACCGGUAUAAUUCCUUCCGUUCCUGCCAUUCAGAAAUUUGGAGCAUCUGCAUUUUUUCACAAUCCAGGGCUCUGCGGUUCUCCUCUGAUAUCCUGCUCAGGCACCCAAGCAAAAGAAAAAUCCAGUUUGUUGAGUGUUUCUGCCAUUGUUGCAAUUGUUGCAGCUGCAAUUAUCCUCGCUGGUGUUUUACUAAUAACUAUAAUAAACAUAAAGUCUCGCAGGAAGAGUGGUGAAGCUGCUGCAGUUGUAGAGAGUACCCCCCUGGGUUCAACGGACUCAAAUAUCAUAAUUGGGAAGUUGGUCCUGUUCAGCAAAAGUUUGCCCUCGAAGUAUGAGGACUGGGAAACAGGCACUAAAGCUUUGCUAGAUAAGGAUUGCCUGAUUGGUGGGGGUUCAAUUGGAACAGUGUAUAGGACAAGUUUCGAAGGUGGGAUAUCAAUUGCAGUGAAGAAGCUUGAGACUUUAGGCAGAAUACGGAACCAGGAAGAAUUUGAGCAAGAAAUUGGGCGUUUAGGAAACCUCCGACACCCAAAUCUUGUUGCGUUUCAAGGAUAUUACUGGUCUUCUAGCUUGCACUUAGUAUUGUCCGAAUUUAUUUCCCAUGGAAAUUUGUAUAACAGUCUUCAUGGAGUUGACCAUCCUGGAACUAGUUCUGGAAGUGGUAAUAGUGAGCUGAAUUGGUCUAGGAGGUAUCAGAUUGCUCUAGGAAUAGCAAGAGCUCUUGUGUACCUUCACCAUGACUGCAAACCUCCACUUCUUCAUCUUAACAUCAAGUCUACUAACAUACUGCUAGACGAGAGCUAUGAGCCAAAGUUGUCAGAUUACGGGCUAGUAAAGUUCCUUCCUCUACUCGACAAUAAUACAUUUACAAAAUUUCACAAUGCAGUUGGGUAUGUUGCACCAGAGCUGGCUCAAAGUUUGAAAGUGAGUGACAAAUGUGAUGUAUAUAGCUUUGGAGUAGUCUUGUUAGAGCUAGUCACCGGAAGAAAGCCUGUGGAGAGUACACUGGCUAAUGAGGUGGUUGUUCUGUGUGAAUAUGUUAGGGAGUUGAUAGAGAGUGGAUCCGCUUCGGAUUGCUUUGACAGAAGCUUGCGCGGUUUUGUUGAAAGCGAGUUAAUUCAGGUUCUCAAGUUGGGAUUAGUAUGCACUUCUGAAAUGCCUUCCAGAAGACCAAGUAUGGCCGAGGCCACGCAGAUUCUCGAGUCCGUAAGGUCUGAUCCGAGUUCCUAAUAACUGUACUGGGUGGAGAAUGUAAAAACGUAGCUUGUAUAGUUAUUAGCACUGUCAAGAUAAGGUCAUAAUUCAUCCUUUGGGACAGAAUUGUGUUAGUGAAGAUGGGAUCAUGGGAUACAAUAACUUAUAGUUCAUUACAGAAACCACAUUCUUUUGUAUUUACUGUAAACUUAUUUCAAUAAAUUACCGCCAUCAAUUUUCACUGUAAUUGUUGCUAGAAGAACCCAUAGGUCUUUUUUGGUUUCUCGACUGGAAAUGAAGAAUAACAAGAAUUUCUCCGGUUGUUCAA